Molecule: messenger RNA, 4211 nt
Organism: Fusarium verticillioides 7600
Lineage: Eukaryota; Fungi; Ascomycota; Sordariomycetes; Hypocreales; Nectriaceae
Exons: 2
Coding region: 2805-4211 (468 amino acids)
Source: RefSeq, a predicted model, not a curated record
CCGAAACUUUAUUUCUGGAAAUCUCCAAAAGGGUCAGGGCCCGCGGACGAAAUCAAUCCUCCUCCUCAAAUUCGGCUGUUGAAGCUUGGCUACGGGACAAAAACCCACUAUCCGCUGCGACGUGGACACCUCAUCCCGCUGCCCUUGCGCUACUGUAAAUAGUCACUCUCACUAAUGUUCAUUUUGGUGCUGCGUGAUGUGAUGCCUCAGUUCAUGAUGCACGUGCAUACGGACGGACAGGGGCUGCUAGGGAGACAAGAUAAAAUGAAAAAAGAAUUUGGGCUGUAACAGUUGUUGCCGAUGUUUUACGGCAUCUCAAGUCUAGACUUGGCUAUUCUGUGCCUCAUGAGGAUCACGGCCUCGAUCUAGAUCAUGCAUCAACGUCUUUUUAACUGUCGGGUUCAGCUACUGUCGUCGAUUCUACACUCGAUCAAACAGAGGCACAGCCACGACGCUCUCCCGUAUUGCCAUGCAUGCAGAGACGAGGCAGCUUGACAGGGAUUGAUUUUCUAUCUGGAUGUUGUGAUGUCAGAUGCAUCCAUCAACACCACAUCCACAACCAUAAUCAUUGAACCCGUCCACCAUCGAGUUAGUUAGUGGGAAUGAGCACAAACACUCUUUCGCUGUCUCUGUCAAAAGUCAAUGAAUCAACCCCGGUGACGAUCCGGAUCGGAAUGUUAAUCGUCUCCCCUUUUAGGACUUGGGAGUGUCUGCCAAGCCUGGAAAUCUCCGCUACCUUUUGAGAUUCGGAGACUCAGAGGCUCUUUCAUUCUCAUUCUCAUUCUCAUUCUCAUUCCCGUGGCGCUACCAUUUCAAUUCAUCACAGCCCAACUGACUCCCUCACUUCGGAACAUUCAGUCCCGUCCUCGACGACGCCAAUGACAUCAACUACAUUAGCUUCCUUUUCUUCUUCCCCCGAUCUCCAAGUGAAAUCACGUCUCCCCAUAACGGUAGCUUCAUGACGAUCUGACUUACAGUGCCGUCACUGUAUCUGCGAUCAUAAUUACCUGGUGAGCUCCAUUGGUUUGUUUACUUGGCUAUCACUCAUGAUCAUUGCGCUACUGUUCAUCUAGCAAGAGUCGCUCCAUUCAGUGCCCCUCUCUUGAUCAUUAGACCAUCCUUUGUUCUUUUGGUCUGUCAAGGUUGAAGCCCAUCAGUGUCUUUGAAUCCCUUCAACGACAUCAUGACUUUCUCUCUCUCACCGCUUGGCGAUAGAGAUACAACAGUCAUUUCUUCAGAACUGGCCUCAAGAUCUGAGAACGAAAAUACUAUGAUCACGACUUCAUCUACGUACCCCAGUCAAUCAUACAUUCCAAAGGGCUAGACUCUCCACAAAUGCAUGCGCCAUUCUUCAUCUGGCCCUAGCGCAAUCAGGAUGAUGCUGGUUCAGCUGAAAUGGUCUACUCUGGCGUCAAGCUCUCACUCUCAAACUGGCACUGACUGGGCCGAGGUACGUGCCUGUAAUUUUAUCUUGACGCAUCAACCUUCAAGAUGUCGCGUCUCGACCAAUGACAUCUCCUCUGACGUGAAUUUAUUGAAUUCCCACAUGUCUCCCUCAAUUUUUGGCUUUGCUUUGCUUGCAGCGUGGCCGUGACCGUGACCGUGACCGCAAACGUCGCCUAACAAAGCAUAUUGCGGCUUCACAAACUGGGCCUCCCAUGGAUGGCUGCGUCACUAUUACGGACUGCUCUAGAACGUUGUUCCCGUCUGUAACUUGUCGUGAGAGUCAAGACGAGGCCUCUUGAUUGUACAGCCCUUUGUUCAACACAAGCACAGUCACGUGUGCAUUGCCGUACAACCAUCGGCUACAAUCCCUUGGUUGUCUUUGGAUCUGAGUGUCGGCAUUUGUGUUUCACCCUUGUGGUUGUUUGCUUAAACAUUCCUAAUCUACUCGGCGUAAUAGUUGCCUCAAUUGUUGUCGUGUAUACAGAGCAUGUCAAGUCUCAUCGUAGAGAACCUUGGGUAACGAACCGUUGUUGAUUGAGGCUUGGAAUCUGGGCUUGGAACACAAAGAAUGGCUUCAAUACAAGUUGCCCUUGAUGAAGCCUACAUUCCCUGGGCUAUGCAUUAGAAAUGCAACACUCGACCCUGCAUAAAGAGGCGAGCUCCUAGUGCACGCAAAGCUGUGAUGCCUUGUUUGUACAACGGCGAACAGAUGUUUGUAUGAGAGGAGCAAACCCUUUCCUGUUGUACCAGCGUGGAACGUAAGCCGAGAUGCUAGCUUGCUCUUUGGAGGAAAUGAAAUGGUAGAUUCGUAAAUCGAUACCACUGGCUGGAUAUGGGAGCAUGAGUUCGCACUUCAUUCACAUCGACUGUGGCUCGCCAACAAGAGCAGCGCGACAAGACAAACUUUUGUGCUAAGAGACAUAUCCUAUCGAUCUCUGUGAUACUUGGAUAGACGUUUAGUGCUCAACAAAUGACCAAGAGUACCUUGAUUGUUAAUGGCUCGAUGCAUCUGACACUCGGGGUUUCCGACAACUUUUAACCAAAAAGACAAAGAAACGAACAAUUUGACUGUUUUCGAGUCUUUUGGUUGCUCAAACAAUGUCUAUGCGCCCACCAUAACCAUAGAGAAUGGCACUCUCAACAAAGAACUGGUUUCUUUGUUCUUUGAAUAGCAUCAAAUCAAUCACCCGGCCUUGCAGGCACCAACAUUGAGACAGAAUACUAGAAAUAAUUCUUUAUGUCUGUUUAAGAAUAGAUAUACUUAGCAUCCUCUCAAAGACAAGUCUUCCUGUUCAGCCCUCUGUGCCAUCAAUCUGUGACUCUCUUGCCACUCUGUGCCAACACCUGUAUUCUAGUUCAUGAUGGUCUCUUUGCGAGCAGCGGGAAAGCAGAAGGAGGGCACUCAACCUCUCUGCGUUCCUUCUAACGAUUACGCAACCUCCUACAGAUCCAACUGGUUCACUCCAGACAAUGGCAUCUUAGACCUAGAUGAUCUCGAACUUCUACAGCACAUCAACUGCUCCUACUUCUCGUCCGGCCGCCCUCCCACCCUUCUUGCCCUCAAACAGCAUGCACAAUCUCUCACCAACAUCAUCCGCAAGCUUGCUCCGUCUACUACCACUCGUCCUGUAGGCUUAGGGGAUGUCGAUUCUGGAAGAUGGAUCUUCCACAAGAACGAGGCUUUUGACUGGCUGAACGACCUCAAUACUCCUUAUGAGAACGAUGACCCGUCUCACCAUGAUCCUCUUUUUGCUCUUCACAAUGUUGUCAAGUCUGAGUCUGAAGUGCACGGUAUCGAACAUCGUUGUCCUUUGACACAAGUCGAGGAUUUUGGUCCUUCGGCCAAGGAGGGGGAUGUCCGUCGUCCUUAUAUGACACACCACGAUCUGAUCAUGCAUGCCAACGAGUGUCUUGAAAUCAUUGAUCAUGAGUACUCUUCUACUGGCGGUUUGAUGUCGAUUCUUCCAACUGGUUUCGAAGACCCUGAUGACAUGAAAAAAAACCAUCCUUUGAGAAUAUCGCAACUCGAAGCUGCUCGCAAUUGUCUUCUUGGUCAAUGGAUUCUUCAUCAUCAGCAUCUCGUCGGUCGUCUACACGAACUCGAAAUCAACUACGCCAACGCUACCGAUGUCCUCAAAGGAGAAGCCCUCGUCCCGCAUCAGAUGCUGAGCCGUACCGGUGCCGAUGGCGUCUCAGGGGGUCGCGAGAUUGUCUAUCCACAGGAUAAGUACAUCCUCGUGAACUGCGGCGAAGAUAUCAGAAGCUACAUCCACCGUCUUUUGGAUGUCGCCGAAGCUCAGAUAGAGCAGAAAGAGAAGAUCUGGAAGGCAAGCGGUGUAAUUGGCGAAAGAAUCUGGAACGAAGAACGAGGCGGCAAGGUCUACGCCAAAGGUAUUGUCCCUAUAGAUCUCCUUACUCGCUUCUAUCGCAUCAAGGGCAAGGGCCAUCAGUCUCCCCUCUUUGUCAUACCAGCAGCCGAGCAACAUCCUGGUGUGGAGAGCACACGACUCAUGGAGGAGAGACCAACCGUAGUGUCCAUCGUGACUCCAACAUGGCCUGAGCGGGUGUCUGCCAUUGAGGCAAAGAACAAAGAGCGUCUGGAGAGGGCGGAUAAGUUGGUAUCCGAGAAUCAGUUCCUGGUUCGUGAGAUGGCUGAGUUGAAAGAUAAAAUGGCUGUUCAGAAUUCAGAGAUCAAGCGCAUGACUGAUCAGUUGGCUUGGUAUGAAAAGCACACGGAAACUGUUGACAAUGAACCACAGGAUUAA